Brassica napus (rape) is the source of this 3977-nucleotide messenger RNA. Its product is annotated as 4-substituted benzoates-glutamate ligase GH3.12-like. Bases 1959 to 3716 code for a protein of 585 amino acids. The record is from RefSeq and is a predicted model, not a curated record. Gene Ontology annotation, cellular component: cytoplasm. Gene Ontology annotation, molecular function: acid-amino acid ligase activity. NCBI's taxonomy places the organism in Eukaryota, Viridiplantae, Streptophyta, Magnoliopsida, Brassicales, Brassicaceae. The transcript has 4 exons.
AAAAUAUUUGGAUGUAAUGAUGAUGAAUACCUAACCAGACCAAAUAAAAUUACGUAUACAUUUCUGUAGAAAUCUUUUCAGAUUUUUCUAGAUUAACAGUUCUUGAAUAUCGCCAUGUGUUGCAUAUCGCUUAUUACCGUCAGCGGAAGAAACCUUAAAUUUUGCUUUCGAUUCCUUUCGGUUUGACUAUCGGAAAAGUCAACAGGGGUGUAAAUGUUUAACAAACACACUACCGGGGUAAAUGUGAAACGAUAAAAAACGCCGGGUUUAUUUUUUUUUUAACUUUCACACAAAAUUGGAAUCUAGCAAUCGCGCGCGAGAUGGAUCUGAUCCAAUCCUACGACGGAGAAGCCGUUUCCUCUUCGCCGGAUUCUUCACCGCCUGGUAUAUUGAAACCGCAAUCAUCGGCGCCGGAGGUAGACGAUACGGCACUAAGCUCUCACAGUAGCUAGCUAACGCGAACCAAUCAAAAUCAAACCCGAUCAAUCCGACCCAACACGUCGUCGUUUUCAACCCUACCUAAUACCCCCGCGCAUCCCUACAAGCUAGGGGUGUGUGGAAGACGCUUCGAUUGGUGCCUUGAGCAGUACAACUCUUUUUUCACAGAUUUACGGUUACGCGGUGGAUUAUUACUUCCGGGUUGAAUUACGUUGGCGACGUGGAAGUAAAACGACGGCGUUUCUGUUUAUAUAUAUAUCCCCCAGAGCGAGAGAGCAGAAGUGGAGGACGAUUGAGAAAAAGGGAGGAGCGUGAGGCGGUGGCUGAGAAUCCGGCGACUGACACGUGGCUUCUAAUGCUGAGCUCAGCGCCCUGAUGCCCAAGUUAGAUGUUAGAGCACCAGCAUUGGAGGUUCGUGGGGUGGAGUUCACAAGCUUCCUCGAAAAAAAAAAAAAUUAUAAUAUGCUACAAUAAUAAUCUUGUAUCGUCACGCUCCUUCCGUAUGAACCCGAGUCGUCACUGUUCAGCUGGCUUCACGUCACGUGACGGCCCGCUAUUGGUCAAUUUAUUUAUUUAUUUUUUUUUUUUUAAAAAAUAAAAAAAAUAUAUAAAAAAUUCAAAUUAUGAACCCAACCGGGGUUCAUUAAUGCGGGUGCUCUUAGAGCAUGAGCAUCAAAGGUUCACGGAGAAACUCUCACACAUCCAAAAAAAAUUAUUAUAAUAAUAGAAUCUGAUGAACUCGUCUUGCAGGAUGCUUCCGGAUGAACCCGUUUCAUCACUGUUUCGCGGGCCCCACGCCACGUGGCGACCCGCUAUUGGUCCGCAUUUUUUUUUAAAUCAAAUGAAAAAAAAAAAAUUUAAUAAACUAUUAAAGUUGUGAACCCUCCGGUUCAUUAAUGCGAAUGCUCUUAGAGACGUGAAAAUUAUUAAAAAUUGAUAAUUACAGAAAACUGAAUUAUGAUUAACUUUAUUUAAGUACCAUUGGUAAAAAAUUAAUAAUUAUAGAAAACUAUAUAUUUAUUAUAAUUAUUUAAUGUAUUUUUUUAAUAAGUGUCAACAUACAACAUAUUUUGUCUUUGUAAAACAGAGAAAGUAGCUUUUUAGACUUGAAGAUUCGCAUCAUCCGUUGCAGCAAUGUAAGCUUUUAUUUGGAUUCUUUAUUAUUGGCUAGUUAACUUAUUGGGAGAUAUCCAAAUCUUGUAUAUUUAUUAAAUAAACUAGCACGACUAGUACAUCUUCGUACCGAUCCAUGCGUAUUCCACUCUGGCUUGUAUAUUCAAAUGUAGUUUUAAACUCAAAUCGUCUUCCCACGCAUGACAUUUUAAAAACUUUUGCAUCGGUAUACAGUGUGCCUCACUGGCAGAUACCCAAAUCUGGUUUAUAUAUUAAACUAGCAUGUACUAGUCCAUUUUCAAAUCGAUAAACGCAUAGUCCAGUCUGGCUUGUAUGAACAAUUUAAAUGGUUUUCAACGCUUGACAUUUUUUAAAAAACUUUUGCAUCGAUAUAAGGGAACCCUGAUAUGGUUGGUGUUAGUGUGUUACAGACAUCUAAAAUAGCAAAUAUGAGUCUAGGCUGUGAUCUCUCUGUUCUGGAAGAGCUUACUUCAAAUGCCAAGAAAAUACAAGAUGAUGUAUUGACCAAGAUACUUAAAGCUAACGCAAACACAGAGUACCUCAGCCUUUUUCUCGAGGGAAGCUCUGACAAAGAGCUGUUCAAGAAGAACGUACCAGUGGUGAGCUAUGAAGAUGUUAAGCCUUAUAUCGAUCGUGUGGCGAACGGAGAACCCUCGGACAUCAUUUCGGGAGAACCCAUUACUACGUUUAACCGAAGCUCUGGAACUUCAAGUGGGAAUCAAAAGAUAUAUCCUGCGAACAACAUCUACUUUGAGAAUAUGCGAUCCGGCUAUGCACUAAGCUCUGUCGUUAUGUCCAAGCAUGUAGAUGGUUAUAAGCAAGGAAAAAUGAUGAUAUUUAGGUUCACUCACAAGAUAUCCCCAACUCCUUGUGGUUUGCCUAUUGCUCCCGCGCUAACGAGCUUCACAAAGAGCAAAUAUUAUUCGAGCAUGGCAAAAAAUAGUACAAGCCCAUAUGAGGUCGCACUGUGUCCGGAUCCCAAACAGAGUAUGUACUGUCAACUUCUAUGUGGUCUUGUCCAGAGAGACGAGGUUGUAAGUGUCGGUACUACGUUCCCCUCUGUCUUGGUUCAAAUAGUCCAUUUUCUUGAAAAUUACUGGAAAGAGUUGUCUAGUAAUAUCCGAUCUGGUCAUGUCAGCGACUGGAUCACCGACCUUAGUUGUAGAGAUUCUGUCUCUAUCAUCCUUGGAGAACCAAAUGCUGAAUUGGCAGAUUUAAUCGAAAAAGAAUGCGGACAAGAAUCUUGGCAAGGUAUCAUUACAAGACUUUGGCCCAAAACCAAAUGCAUUGAAACUAUUGUUACAGGAACUAUGUCUCAACACAUCCCAGCACUGGAUUACUACUCUAAUAAACUGCCUCUAGUUUCCAAAGUUUAUGCAUCCUCUGAAGCAUUUUACGGGUUAAAUUUGAAUCCUCUAAGCAAACCACAACAUGUGUCCUACACAUUCCUACCCAACAUGUCAUAUUUCGAGUUCAUACAUGUUGAUGCCGAUGGAGAAGCCACAUGCGAGAUUGUUGAUCUUGUGGAUGUGAAGUUAGGUGACUACUAUGAGCCCUUGGUCACAAACUAUUCCGGUUUACACAGAUGUAAAGUGGGAGAUAUUUUACAGGUCACUGGGUUUUACAAUAACACACCACAAUUCAGAUUCGUACGUAGAAAAAAUACGGUUUUAUGCGUCGAUGUAGAGCCAACAACUGAAGAAGAUAUUUCAAAGGCGUUGGCUCGUGCAACAGUCGUUCUUGAAUCUUCGGAUUUGAUUUUGACAGGCUUCACAUGCUAUGGUGACAUCUCCACUGUACCGGGUCACUACGUCUUUUACGUGGAACUCAAAGCCAAAGUCAACAAUGGCACCACCGUUCUACAACUUGAUAACAAGGUGUUGGUGGAGUAUUGUUGUGUCAUGGAGGAAUCAUUGAGUGGUAUUUAUAGGAGACUUAGGGGAGAUGAGGGAUCGAUUGGAGCUCUAGAGAUAAGGGUUGUGCAAAAAGGAACGUUUGAUUCUCUCAUGGAGUUCUUUGUCUCGCGAGGUUCUUCUAUAUCUCAAUACAAGACACCUAUAUGCAUAAAGUCUACUGAGGCUUUACAGGUUCUUGAAGACAAGGUUCUUGCUCGGUUCUUCAGCGACAGAUCCCCUACUCUCUGAUCCAGAUAUGAUCUAUUUGUAUAUGGUGAUGAUUGCCACCAAAAAAAAUUAGAUUGCCUACUUGAGGAAUAAUGAAGUAACGCAGUUAUUUGGUGAGAAUGGUUUCUUUGUGGAGAAAUGAAUGGUUAUGUGUUGUGUGAUUUUCUUGUGUUAACUUAAUUUGAGUAUCUUGGUCUACCUCCUCUUGUAUUUGCUUCGCAUUUGAAACACUAGUUUUACUUCCGUCAUUGGGAACCUUCGAAAAAAAAACUAAGACUCUAA